AUGUCCCCACCUUGUCUUUGGUAUUGGUAUCUGCUCAUCUUACUGACUUUUGGGGAGUUGGAUGGUGAAACUGGAGACCUGGAGGUGCAGAGACAAGCAAGAAAUGCUAACCUUCAACAGCCACGCAUGACCACGGAGAGGGGGAAUUUAGUAUUCCUUACUGGGGCCUCUCAAAACAUUGAAUUUAGAACUGGAUCCCUGGGGAAAAUUAAAUUGAAUAACGAAGACCUUGGCGAUUGUUUACUUCAGAUCCAGAAAAACAAAGAUGAUAUUACAGAUUUAAAAGGCAGUGGCAUUGGUCUGCCACCGAACAUUUCUAACCAAAUCCAUCAGCUGAAUUCCAAGCUUGCUGAUCUAGAGCGGACAGUCCAGAGUUUGCAGCAGACAGUGGAGCGGAAGGUGUGUGGCAGCAACCCCUGCCAACAUGGUGGCACUUGCCUUAACCUGCACGAUUCCUUUUACUGCCUCUGCCCCCACAACUGGCAGGGUCCUCUGUGCGCCACGGAUGUGAACGAAUGUGAGAUCUAUUCAGGAACCACCCGGGGCUGUCAGAACGGAGCCACGUGUCUGAACACCGCAGGGAGUUACAGUUGCCACUGCUCUCCCGAAUACUACGGUCCUGGGUGUACAUCCAAGUACAAUGACUGUGAAAGAGGUUCCAGAGAGCUCUGUGUCCAUGGCAUCUGUGAGGACCUCAUCCGACAGAAGGCUGACGAGCCCAAGUACAGCUGCAUCUGUGAGGUGGGGUGGACAACCCCAUCAGGCAGCUCGGCCUGCACAGAGGACAUCAAUGAGUGCCAGCUCCCCGCUGUGCCAUGCUCACCUCUGGUUCAGUGCUUCAAUACCCCGGGUUCAUUCUACUGUGGGGCCUGCCCCUCAGGCUGGCAAGGAAAUGGAUACAAUUGCCAAGAUAUCGAUGAAUGUGCGAUCAAUAAUGGUGGCUGCUCCAUGGCCCCAAUGGUUGAGUGUGUGAAUACUGAGGGAUCUUACCACUGUGGGUCAUGCCCACCAGGGUACCAGGGCAAUGGAAGAGUCUGCACCCUGAUUGACCUCUGUUCAGUAAACAAUGGAGGCUGCCAUCCACAGGCAUCCUGCUCUUCAGUGCUUGGUUCCUUACCUCUUUGCACCUGUCCCCCUGGAUAUACCGGAAAUGGUUAUGGGCCCAAUGGAUGCCUGAAGCUCAGUGACCUUUGCCUAAGUCAUCCCUGUUUACAUGGACAAUGCACCGAAACAGUGUCUGGUUAUAUCUGUAAGUGCUAUCCAGGCUGGGCUGGUGUGAAUUGCACAGAAAACAUCAACGAGUGCCUGAGCAACCCCUGUUUGAAUGGGGGGACCUGUGUUGAUGGAACUAAUGGCUUUAGUUGUGAAUGCACACGUUUCUGGACUGGAACUUUCUGUCAGACUCCCCAGCAAGUUUGUGGAGGGUCACUCUCAGGGAUGAAUGGAAGCUUCAGCUACAGGAGCCCUGAAGUGGGUUAUGUUCAUGACGUUAGCUGCUUCUGGGUUGUUCGCACCGAGGAAGGAAAGGUGCUGCGGAUUACUUUCACCUUUUUCCAGUUGGAAUCUGUGACCAACUGUCCACACGAGUUUCUUCAGGUCCAUGACGGGGAGUCCUCGGCAGCCUUCCAGCUGGGAAGGUUCUGUGGCUCCGAACUCCCCCAGAGCCUCCUCAGCAGCGACCAUGCUCUCUACUUCCACUUCUAUUCUGAGCAUUUAAGAAAUGGGAGAGGCUUUACUGUACGGUGGGAGACACAGCCUCCAGAGUGUGGAGAUUUACUGACUGGUACUUAUGGUUCCAUCAAAUCUCCGGGCUAUCCUGGAAACUACCCCCCAGGAAGAGAUUGCGUUUGGAAUAUCAUAACUCCUCCUGGCAUGCUGAUAACAUUUACUUUUGGAACCUUGAGUCUGGAACACCAGGAUGAUUGCAGCAAAGAUUAUCUCGAGAUUCGAGAUGGUCCCUUGCAGCAAGAUCUUGUCUUGGGGAAAUUCUGUACCACCCUCUCUGUGCCUCCACUUCAAACUCCGGGACCCUUCGCCAGAGUCCAUUUCCAUUCUGACAGCCAGAUUAAUGACCUUGGCUUCCACAUCACCUAUUUAACAUCACCAAGUGAUCUGCAUUGUGGAGGGAAUUACAGUGACCCAGAGGGUCUUCUCUCUCUGGAUCUGCCUGGACCAUUCACUCAAAACAGACAGUGCAUCUAUAUUAUCAAUCAGCCCCCAGGAGAAAAAGUACAGAUCAACUUCACCCAGGUGGAACUGGAGAGCCAACCUGGUGCUUCUCAGUGUCACCUCGAGGUUAGAGAUCGUCAAACCUUACUUGGGAAAGUUUGUGGCAAUGAAACCGUCUCUCAUAUUCAGUCAAUUACUAACAGUAUCUGGAUCAGAUUGAGACUUGAUGCUUCUAUGGUUAAAGUGAGCUUUAGAGCUGCAUAUCAAGUUGCAUGUGGGGGUGAAUUGACUGGAGAAGGGAUUAUCCGCUCUCCCUUUUACCCUGCUGUGUAUCCCAAAGAGAGAAUCUGCCGGUGGAGCAUUCGACAACCCCAAGGCCAAGUUGUUCUCCUCAACUUCACUGGCUUUGAAAUUGGACCAUCUACCCACUGUGACAAGGACUAUAUUGAGAUUGGUAGCAGUUCCAUCUUGGGUUCUCCUGAAAAUAAUAAGUAUUGUGGUACAGACAUGCCUUCAUUCAUAACGUCCACGUACAAUUUUCUCUAUGUGACAUUUGUGAAAAGUUCUUCCACUGAAAACCAUGGUUUCAUGGCUAAAUUCAAUACUGCAGAUUUGGUAUGUGGACAAGUUCUUACAGAGUCAACAGGAGUCAUUCAGAGUCCUGGCCACCCAAAUUUCUAUCCCCAUGGUGUCAACUGUUCCUGGCAUAUACAAGCCCAACCUGGCUACCUGAUUCAUUUGACGUUUGAGAUGUUUCACCUGGAGUUUCAUUAUAAUUGCACAAAGGAUUAUCUGGAAGUCUAUGACACUGGUUCUCAGACAUCUCUUGGGAGAUACUGUGGAAAAUCAGUCCCUCCCUCUCUUACCAGCAUUACCAACUCUUUAGAACUCAAAUUCGCGGCAGAUGCUGAUCUUGCUUAUGAAGGCUUUUUAAUAAACUAUGAAACAAUGAACUCAUCUUCAGUGUGUUUAAAGAACUAUACUGAUGACUCUGGAGAGUUCACUUCUCCAGGCUUCCCCAGUCUUUAUCCUCCCAACCAGAAAUGCAUUUACAAGAUCAUGGUAGGAACCAGCCAGCAAAUUGCUCUGCACUUCACAAACUUCUCCUUAGAAGAAGCCAUUGGUGGACAGUGUGUAGCUGACUAUGUGGAAAUUAAAGAUGGAGGCUAUGAAAGUUCGCCAUCCUUGGGCAAGUACUGUGGCUCCGAACUGCCUCCCAGAAUCCUGUCUCAUAGUAACAAGCUGUGGUUACAGUUUAGGAGUGAUUCCUUGUUCUCUGGCACUGGGUUCUCGGCUUCCUGGGACAGCUCACUCACGGGUUGUGGGGGAAACCUCUCUACUCCCACUGGCACCUUCACUUCUCCCAACUACCCGAUGCCCUACUACCAUGGCUCCGAGUGCUACUGGAAGCUGCAGGCCAGCCAGGGCAGCCCCUUCCAACUGGAGUUUGAGGACUUCCACCUGGAGAGCCAUCCCAACUGCAGCUUGGAUUACCUGGCAGUGUUUGAUGGCCCGAGCAUCACCUCUCACCUGUUAGCUAAGCUUUGUGGGUCCAAAAAGCCAGCACCCCUGCUUUCCAGUGGAGACAGCAUGUAUAUAAAACUGAGGACAGAUGAAGACCAGCAAGGAGGUGGCUUCCUGGCUAACUAUCGGCAGAUAUGUGAGGAUGUGGUGAUUGUGAAUCAAACCUCUGGCAUCCUGGAGAGUAUCCACUAUCCCAGGCCCUAUGCUCCCAAUGAGCAGUGCAACUGGACCAUUCAAGCAACAACUGGCAACACGGUGAAUUACACAUUUUUAGACUUUGAUUUGGAAAACCACAGCAACUGUUCCACAGACUAUCUAGAGCUCUAUGAUGGCUCUCAGAAGAUAGGGCGCUACUGUGGAACAGAUGGGCCUCCUUCUGGAGGUACCACGGGCUCCAGGCUGCAAGUGCUGUUCCAUACAGAUGGGGUUGGUCACCAUGAAAAAGGAUUCCAGAUGCAGUGGUUUAUCAAUGGCUGUGGUGGCGAGUUGUCGGGACCCACGGGCUCCUUCAGCAGCCCUGGGUACCCGGACACGUACCCCCACAACAAGGAGUGUCUCUGGUCUCUGGAAACGGCACCUGGCAGCAGCAUUCAGCUCGUUAUUCAUGACUUUGAUGUGGAAUAUCACUCCAGAUGCAUAUUUGAUGUCCUGGAGGUCUAUGGAGGCCCUGACCUCCAUUCUCCCAGAAUAGCCCAGCUAUGUACCCGGAGGCCGCCUGGCUCCCCAAUGCAGGUGUCCAGCACGGGCAAUGAGAUGACCAUCCGAUUCAAGGCUGACAGGAGCAUAAACGGCAGAGGCUUUAAUGCCUCGUGGCAGGCGGUUCCUGGAGGUUGUGGUGGGAUUUUGCAGACUCCCAGAGGAGAGAUUCACUCUCCAAAUUAUCCCAGUCCAUAUAGGAGUAAUACUGACUGUUCUUGGGUCAUUCAAGUAGAAAGAAAGCAUCGUGUUUUCUUGAACUUCACUGACCUUGACCUAGAACCUCAGGACUCUUGUAUUAUGGCCUAUGAUGGUUUGAGUUCUGCAACCACCCGUCUUGUCAGUGUGUGCGGGAGACAGCCACUGAACAACCCCAUCUUCUCUUCUGGAAACAGCCUCUUUGUGAGAUUUCAGUCUGGUCCUUCCAGAGAGAGCCGGGGCUUCCGAGCUCAAUUCAUGGAAGCUUGCGGCGGCUACAUCCUUACCAGUUCUGAGGAUACAAUUGCUUCGCCAAUGUACCCUCACAAAUACCUAAACAAUGAGAACUGCAGCUGGACCAUUCAAGCUGAGCCUCCUUUCAACCACAUCACUUUGUCUUUUACUCACUUCAAACUCCCCGGUGAAGUCAACUCCGCAUGUUCAGACUUCGUGGAGGUGUGGGAUGGAGACCAGAGUGAUGCAGCACUUCGAGGUCGCUACUGUGGGGAUUCUAUGCCCCACCCCAUCACUUCCUUCAGCAAUGCCCUGACACUGAAGUUUAUCUCUGAUAAUAGUGUGACGUCUGAAGGCUUCCAAGCUACAUACACACCAUCAUCAUCAGCCUGCGGUGGAAGCUUGUACAUGGCAGAAGGCACCUUCGACAGCCCUGGCUAUCCAGAAGUCUAUCCCUUGAAUGUGGAAUGUGUCUGGAACAUUGUCAGCUCCCCUGGCAACCAGCUCCAGCUGUCAUUUCUAACUUUCCAGUUGGAAGAUUCUCGGGAUUGUCUCAAAGACUUUGUGGAGAUCCGGGCAGGAAAUGCCUCUGGUCCCUUACUGGGGCGAUUUUGUGGGAGCACCCUGCCCCUCAAUUACUCAUCCAUUGUGCAGCACAUCCUGUGGGUCAGAUUCGUCUCAGAUGGCUCAGGCACAGGCGCAGGCUUCCAAGCCACCUUUACUAAAAUAUUUGGCAAUGAUAACAUUGUGGGAACUCAUGGGAAAAUUGCUUCUCCCUUUUGGCCUGGAAGGUACUCCCACAACUCUCAUUAUCAGUGGACAGUGAACGUGAAUGCAUCUCAAGUUAUUCACGGUAGCAUCUUGGAGAUGGAUAUUGAAGAUACAUAUUACUGCUAUUAUGACUCAUUAAAGAUCUAUGAUGGGGAUAGCGUCAACUCCCGCCUAAUUGGAAAAUACUGUGGUACACAGACAGUAUCUUUUCACUCCUCUAGAAAUUCUUUGACAUUUCAGUUUUCUUCUGAUAACUCAAUCUCAGGGAAAGGAUUCCUCUUGGAGUGGUUUGCCAUGAAUGUCUCUGAGAGAGUUUUGCCUACAGUUGCUCCAGGUGCUUGUGGUGGCUUCCUGCAGACCAGAGAAACUCCCACGUUUCUUUUCUCCCCUGGCUGGCCUGAAAGAUAUAAUAAUAAUAUUGACUGCUCCUGGCUUCUCCAGGCUCCUGAUUCUACGAUUGAACUCAAUAUUCUUUCCCUGGACAUUGAAUUUCAAAGAAACUGCAGCUUUGAUAAGCUUGUGAUACUAGACGGAGACAAUAUCCUGGCCCCAAACCUGGCAGUUUUGUGUGGCAGAAACCUCCCAGGUCCUAUCCGGUCUACUGGAGAGUUCAUGCUCAUCCGUUUCGUGUCAGACAUGAGUUCAUCCGGGGCAGGCUUCAACGCAUCUGUUCACAAGAGUUGUGGUGGUUACCUCCAUGCAAACAGGGGAAUUAUCACAUCCCCCAAGUAUCCGGAGACCUACACGCCUGACCUCAACUGUUCUUGGCAUGUCCUGGUUCCCAGUGGUUCAACCAUUGCAGUACACUUUGAACAACCCUUCCAGAUUCCAAACAUGGAUUCUUCUUGCAGCCAGGGUGAUUACUUGGUGCUAAAAAAUGGGCCUGAUAUCUACUCUCCACCCUUGGGGCCCCAUGGGGGCAAUGGGCGUUUUUGUGGCGAUCGCCCUUCAUCCACUCUCUUCACCUCAGAUAAUGAAAUGUUUGUUCAGUUCAUUUCUGAUCACACUAAUGGAGGACAAGGAUUUAAAAUCAAAUAUGAGGCCCAGAGUUUAUCCUGUGGAGGCACCAUCUACAUCCAUGAUGAGGAAUCUGCAGGCUACGUGACCUCCCCCAACCACCCCAACAAUUAUCCCCAACACGCUGAUUGCAUCUGGCUCAUCACAGCUCCUCCAGGAAAACUUAUCAAGCUGCAGUUUGAAGAUCAAUUCAGUAUUGAAGUCACACCCAACUGUACAUCCAACUACCUUGAGUUGAGAGAUGGAGCUCUUCCAAAUGCAAGGAUCCUUUCUAAGUCCUGCGGAGAUUCUCUACCCAGUAGCCAGCUGACCUCUGGAGAUGUGCUGUACAUUAGGUUCCGGACUGACAACAGCCUCACACAUGUGGGAUUCAAGGCCAAGUAUUCCAUAGCCCUAUGUGGGGGAACCGUGACAGGACAGAGUGGAGUGAUUGAAACCCUCGGGUAUCCAACGCAGCCAUACGCGAACCACUUAUUUUGUGAAUGGCACCUCGAGGGUCCCCCAGGUCACUACCUCACCAUCCACUUUGAGACCUUUGACCUCCAGGAGUCCUCAGACUGUGAAAAAGAUUUUGUGGAGAUCUGGGAUGGCAGUACCUCUGGAAAUGUGUUGGGUAAAUUCUGUGGAAACGUCAUUCCUGACAGCAUAGGCACUUCUGGCAAUGUCGCACUCAUCCGAUUUGUCACCGAUGAGACUCUGACUGCCUCUGGAUUCAGGCUACGGUUUGAAUCUAGCACAGAAGCAUGUGGUGGGAAUCUUGAGGGCCCUAUUGGCACAUUUACUUCUCCCAACUAUCCAAACCCCAAUCCUCAUUCCCGUACCUGUGAGUGGAGAAUCACCGUGCAGGAAGGCAGGCAGGUCACCCUUACUUUCAACAACCUGAGGCUGGGAACUCAUCCUUCCUGUGACAAUGAGCAUAUAACUGUGUUCAAUGGCAUUAGAUGGAACUCCCCACAGCUGUUUAAACUCUGCAGCAAUGAGAAUGCAAGUGCUGAGAUCAGAGCCUCAGAAAAUACAAUGAGAGUCGUGUACUUCACAGAUGGGUCCAGGUCUUAUGGGGGCUUCAUUGCUUCCUACACAUCCAGUGAGGAUGCAGUGUGUGGUGGGUCUCUGACAAGUUCCCCGGAAGGAAACUUUACCUCUCCUGGCUAUAAUGGAGUCAGUAAUUACUCCAGAAAUCUGAACUGUGAAUGGACGCUCAGCAACCCAAAUCGGGGAAACUCGUCCAUUUACAUCCACUUUGAGACUUUUAACCUAGAGAGCCAUCAAGACUGUCACUUUGAUUUUCUCGAGUUCCGAGUGGAUAAUGCUGAAGGGCCUCUGAUAUGGAAACUUUGUGGACCCUCAAGCCCAGAAAUCCCAUUGGUGAUUCCAUACCCUCAGGUGUGGAUCCAUUUCGUCACCAAUGAGCAGGUAGAACAUAUUGGAUUCCAUGCAGGGUAUUUCUUCACAGACUGUGGUGGGAUCCAGCUAGGAGAGAGUGGAGUGAUCACGAGUCCCAACUACCCAGCUGCUUAUAGCAGUCUGACCCACUGUUCUUGGCUCUUGGAAGCCCCUCAGGGCCAUACGAUUACUCUCACUUUUAGUGAAUUUGACAUUGAAUCCCAUGUAACCUGUGCUUGGGACUCCGUGACUAUCAGGAAUGGGGGAUCCCCUAGUUCCCCCAUAAUAGGACAGUUCUGUGGAAAUUCAAACCCCAGGACAGUCCAGUCUGGCUCCAACCAGCUAGUGGUGAUUUUUAAUUCAGAUCAUUCCGUGCAAAAUGGUGGAUUUCGUGCAACAUGGAACACACAAACUCUAGGUUGUGGAGGGACCCUUCACAUGAACAACGGCACCAUCAGGUCCCCUCACUGGCCUCAGAACUUCCCCGAAAACAGCAGAUGCUCCUGGACUGUCAUUACUCAUGAGAGCCGACACCUGGAAAUCAGCUUCCACCCCAACUUCCGAAUCCCCAGCUCUGACAGCCAGUGUCAGAACAGCUUUGUGAAGGUGUGGGCAGGAACCCAGGAGGCUGACAACGCCCUGUUAGCCACAGGCUGUGGGGACACUGCACCCAGAGUCAUCGUCACCCCAAGAAACGUCUUCACUGCCAUCUUCCAGUCUCAGGAGGAGCAAGCCCAGGGCUUCUCUGCAUCCUUUGUGAGCCGAUGUGGAAGUAAUUUCACUGAUAGUACAGGAAACAUUGUUUCUCCAAACUACCCAAAGCAGUAUGACAACAUGAUGAAUUGCACCUAUAUCAUUAAGGCCAACCGUCAGUCCCUGAUUUCCUUGACUUUUGUAUCAUUUCAUUUGGAAGCUCGCUCGGCCAUCACAGGAACCUGCUCACACGAUGGGCUGCACAUCAUCAGAGGCCUCAGGCUUGCUGCUCCACCCCUUGCAACCUUGUGUGGUAAUGAACUCCCAACUCCCAUAACUCUGUCUGGUCCUGUGAUGCUAAACUUCUACUCAGACGCGCACACCACAGACUUUGGGUUCAAGAUUUCCUACAGAAGGAUGCCCUGUGGGGGUCGGUUCAACUAUACCGUUGGGUACAUCAGGAGCCCGGGCUACUCAUUCUCAGACUACCCCAACAAUGUGCACUGCCAGUACAUCAUUACAGUGAGAGAAGACAGAGUUAUUCAGCUCAAGUUCAUUGACUUUGAUGUGGUGCCCUCUGUCUCCUGCUCCCAAGACUACCUGGCAAUUUAUGAUGGUUCUAGCACAACGGAUCCUCUGCUGGGCCAGUUUUGUGACUCCAAACUCCCACCCAAUAUGAAGAGCAGUGGCAGCUCUUUGCUUCUCGAGUUCCACACAGACCACUUCCAAACAGCGAAAGGAUGGAAGUUCACUUAUCGGCAGACCUUGGGGAUCCAGCAAGGAUGCGGCGGGUUUCUGACGGCUCCGAAUCAGACCUUCUCCUCCCCCAGUACUCAGGCCAGUGGUCACUAUGACAAGAACCUGAACUGUCUAUGGUAUCUGAUGGCUCCCGAAAACAAGCGCAUCAAACUCACCUUCCAGACAUUUGCUCUGGAGGCAGCGACAACUUUGCAGAGAUGCGCUUAUGAUUUUGUCAGGGUGUAUGACGGGGAGAGCCAGGAGGCCCCCAUAGCAGGGACAUUCUGUGGGUCCAGAGUGCCUGCACCUCUUCUCUCUUCUGGAAACUUUCUCACGGUUCAGUUCGUCAGUGACCAGACUUUAGAGAGGGAAGGAUUCCUUGCAAAGUACACCUUUGUAGACCCGCCUUGCGGUGGGACAUACAAUGCAACAUGGACCCCACAAAGUAUUUCAUCACCCAAUUCAUCCAACCCUGAUGUCCCAUUUUCCAUCUGCACGUGGGUCAUUGACGCCCCUCCCCACCAGCAGGUCCAAAUAACUGUUGGGGCUAUAGAGCUGCCCUCUCAGGACUGCGAGCAGAAUUACUUGAAGAUUCAGGAUUCACCAGUGGGCCAUGGACACCCAGGCAUUCAGUUCUGUGGCAGUAACACCUCAGCCAUUCGCACCUUCUACACCUCCCAGCGAACCGCCAUUGUCACUUUCAAAUCUGAUGUUUCCAACCAGAGCUCCGGUGUGGCUUUCACUUACCAGAUUGCAGAUUGCAACCGUGAAUACCACGUGGAAUAUGGCCAACUGCAGAGUCCAGGCUGGCCUGAGAGCUAUAACAAUGACCUGGACUGCACAGUUGUUCUCUCGGCCCCCCAGAACCACACCAUCAGCCUCUUCUUUCAUAUGUUUGUCCUCGAAGACUCCAGCGAAUGCCGGCAGGAUUUCCUAGAGGUGAGAAAUGGCCGGGACAGCAGCGCCCCAUUACUGGGUACCUUUUGCGGAACCCUGUUGCCAAAUCCCAUCUUCUCUCAAACCCACGAGCUGUACCUUCGGUUCAAGAGUGACAGCGCCGGUUCAGGCCUUGGGUACGAUAUUAUCUGGACCUCAUCAUCCUCCGGCUGCGGUGGGACUCUGCUUGGGGACAGCGGCUCUGUGGCCAGUCCUGGCUACCCGGGCCCCUACCCGAACCACACUCACUGCGAGUGGUCUGUGGUGGCCCCUGCCGGGAGGCCCAUCACCGUCCACUUUGCCUUCGUGAGCAUCGACGACCCUGGGGACUGUGCCCAGAACUACCUCCUCCUCCAUGAUGGGCCAAAUGCUCAAGCUCCAUCCUCCGGGCCCUUCUGCGGCACUGACACUAACAUUGCACCCUUUGUGGCCUCUUCGAACCGGAUCUUCAUCAGAUUCCAUGCUGAGUCCGCAGUACACCCCUCUGCCUUCCGGCUCACCUGGGACAGCUGA
This is a messenger RNA of Suncus etruscus (white-toothed pygmy shrew), 10872 nucleotides long. RefSeq names its product cubilin (gene CUBN). Lineage: Eukaryota; Metazoa; Chordata; Mammalia; Eulipotyphla; Soricidae. Bases 1 to 10872 code for a protein of 3623 amino acids. The record is from RefSeq and is a predicted model, not a curated record. Gene Ontology annotation, molecular function: calcium ion binding. The transcript has 67 exons.